AUGGACUUGUUGCGAGAUGCCAUACAAAUGAUAUUGGACAUCGCAUCAGCAACUGGGGCCAAUGUCUCUGGCCCUGUGCCACUGCCUACUCGUCGGAAACUUUACUGCAUGCUCAGGUCGCCGCAUGUGAACAAGGACUCGCGCGAACACUUCGAGGUGACGAUCCACCGGCGCCUAGUCGACAUCAAGGAUCUGUCGGCUCAGACUCGCGAUCGGCUCAUGGAACUGGACAUUCCCGCAGGCGUUGACACCAACGUCAAGCUCUUGUGGUGGCCUGCGGACAGGGAGUAUGAUAGCCGCGCAGUAGCCAGCGGGUGUAAUUAUGUCAGCUGUUUGGUCGGGUAUGAGGGGGCAACUGGGUUUGCAACCGACUUCGUACCGGGUUGCAUGCAAUAUUUACCAAUUGAUCAGUGGGCGGAAUACUUUGUUGCCAACCUUUGCGCGUUGCAGGUGCGUCGGCUGCCCCUAUGGACCCCUGGUCUGUGCUUACACCAUUUUCAUCUCUUCCUCUUCUUUCUGGGUUGCGUGUGUUGA
This is a messenger RNA of Ostreobium quekettii, 534 nucleotides long. The record is from the annotation of a GenBank genome assembly. NCBI's taxonomy places the organism in Eukaryota, Viridiplantae, Chlorophyta, Ulvophyceae, Bryopsidales, Ostreobiaceae.